CCUAGUCUCUUCUUCUCGAGCUCUCCAAUUUUCCUCCUUCACUCCCUCUGCAAAAGAAAAAUAAAAAUCACAUCACUUGCUCCGUCCAGCCACCGCCGCGUCACUGCCGGUCACCGCCGCCGUCUCAUAUGCUCGAAGCCGCUGUCUCCAUUGCGCUCGUCUCCGCCACUGCUCGAAGCCGCCGUCCCUAUCGCGUCGUUCCUCCGUCGCGCAACCGCUGUUCCGCCGUAUCGGCUCUGUUCCACCGCGCUACAGCCCUUCUCUCCUCCAGUUCCGCCACGCUCCAUCCUCCUCUUCUCCAUUUCCACUGCGCUCCCCACCCUCCUCUGCUCCAGUUCCGCGACGCACCACCCUCCGCGGCUCCAGUUCCGCGGAGGUGCAGGCCGGGUUCUCCAGUUCCGCGGCAGUGCAGGCCACUUCUUCUCCAGUUCUGCCGCGUCCAGCCCUCCGUGCUCCUCCACCUCUGUACUCUAGAAGAAUAUAUUCAUGGAAGUAUCCAUUUUUUGGACAAAGUAAAUCCUUAUAUCACAAAGCAUAGUUCAUUUGUAGUAUCCAAACGUCAAAGGAAAACAACUCUUGGUGGGGGUGACACAUGCAGUUUUGCCGCCGGCACCUUACUAUCGGCACCGCCACAAACUCAGUGGAAUUCCAUCUCCUGGAGCUCCUGAAACAAUGCAGCAGCAGCAGCAUCCUCCAACAAGUCCACGCCCAAAUGAUCGUCAACCACCUCCACAAACCCAACCACCUCCUCGUGAAGCUCAUCCACCUCAACAACUUCCCCUAUGCACUCAACCUCUUCUCUCACAUCACUCCUCACCCCAACGACUAUGCCUUCAACAUCAUGAUUCGCGCUCUGGCUGCCACGUGGCACAACUACCCGUUUGCCCUCCAACUCUAUUACCGUAUGCGUGCUUUGUCCAUUAAGCCUAACAACUUCACCUUCCCCUUCGUCUUCCUCUCAUGUGCUAACUUAACGGCCCUCUGCCAUGGCCUUUUGGCCCAUGCCUCCGCCUUCAGGCUCGGCCUCUGCUCCGAUCACCAUACCUGUCACUCCUUGAUUACGAUGUACUCCAGGUGUGGGCAGUCUUGGUCUGCACGUAAGGUGUUUAAUGAAAUUCCUGACAAGGAUUUGGUGUCGUGGAACUCGAUGAUCUCUGGCUACGUGAAGGCGGGUCUUGCGAGGGAGGCUGUGGAGGUGUUUGGGGAGAUGAGGAGGGAGGGGUUCGUGCCGGACGAGAUGAGCUUAGUGAGUGUGCUCGGGGCGUGCGGGGAGAUUGGGGACUUGGAAUUGGGGAGGUGGGUUGAUGGGUUUGUUGUGGAUAAUGGGAUGGAGGUGAAUUCGUAUGUUGGGUCUGCUUUGAUUAGUAUGUUUGGGAAGUGUGGGGAUUUGGAAUCUUCUUGGAGGAUCUUUGAUGGAAUGGUUAGAAGAGAUGCUAUCACUUGGAAUGCUCUGAUAUCUGGAUAUGCUCAAAAUGGAAUGGCAGAUAAAGCAGUUUCUUUAUUUCAUUGCAUGAAGGAAGAGGGAAUUGUUCCAAAUAAAAUUACCUUGACUACCGUGCUGUCUGCGUGCGCCACGAUUGGGGCUUUGGAUUUGGGGAGACAGAUUGAAGAGUAUGCAUCACAAAGAGGAUUUCAACAUGAUAUCUUUGUGGCUACUGCAUUGGUUGACAUGUAUGCUAAAAGUGGGAGUUUAGACAGUGCACAGAGAGUUUUCAAUGACAUGCCACGGAAAAAUGAAGUUUCUUGGAAUGCAAUGAUCGCUGCGCUUGCUUCUCAUGGCAAAGCAAAGGAAGCACUGUCACUAUUUCAGUGCAUGUUGGAUGAGGGUGGUGGUGCUUGUCCCAAUGAUAUAACAUUUGUAGCAUUGCUCUCUGCUUGUGUGCAUGCAGGCCUGGUUGAUGAAGGCUAUAGAUUGUUUGAUAUGAUGAGCACAUUGUUCGGAUUAGUGCCAAAAAUUGAGCACUACUCUUGCAUGGUUGAUCUUUUGGCGCGCGCUGGUCAUCUGUAUGAAGCUUGGGAUCUCAUUGAGAAAAUGCCUGAAAAGCCAGAUAAGGUCACAUUAGGAGCUUUACAUGGUGCGUGUCAAAGGCUGAAAAAUGUAGAUAUAGGUGAACGGGUUAUGCGGCUGCUUCUGGAGUUGGAUCCUUCAAAUUCCGGGAACUAUAUCAUCUCAUCAAAAAUAUAUGCAAAUUCAAAAAUGUUGGAAGAUUCAGCAAGGAUGAGAUUGUUGAUGAGACAAAAGGGUGUGAGUAAAACACCUGGUUGUAGCUGGAUUGAAAUUGAGAAUCAAUUGCACGAGUUUCAUGCUGGUGAUGGUCUGCACAUAAGUGCUACGGAUAUAUAUGGCAUAAUGGAUUUGCUGUAUGAGGAGCUCAAAAGGGAAGGGUAUGUCCCUAAAAUUGUUGAUUAGCUGCAUGAGGAGCUGAAUUGCUGAAAGAGUUGUUUUAUUGGAAAGUAAAUAACUAACGUUUGAACUACAUAGCAUUCAGCUUUCUCAGCUCCAAUUGGUUUGGUUUCAUUAAGUUUGAUCUGAUGGCACAUAUCAACAUUAGUAGUGGGUGUUAGGUACGUUAAAGUAUUCUUUCAUACUUAAAGAUUUGAUUUAUAUAAUUCAAGGGGGACAAAA
This is a messenger RNA of Arachis duranensis, 2626 nucleotides long. RefSeq names its product pentatricopeptide repeat-containing protein At2g34400. Gene Ontology annotation, biological process: RNA modification. The coding region runs from base 593 to 2410 and encodes 605 amino acids. Gene Ontology annotation, molecular function: protein binding; RNA binding. The record is from RefSeq and is a predicted model, not a curated record. The transcript is spliced from 3 exons. NCBI's taxonomy places the organism in Eukaryota, Viridiplantae, Streptophyta, Magnoliopsida, Fabales, Fabaceae.